Molecule: messenger RNA, 1534 nt
Organism: Toxorhynchites rutilus septentrionalis
Lineage: Eukaryota; Metazoa; Arthropoda; Insecta; Diptera; Culicidae
Exons: 7
Coding region: 133-1374 (413 amino acids)
Biological process (GO): regulation of transcription by RNA polymerase II
Cellular component (GO): transcription regulator complex
Molecular function (GO): transcription coregulator activity
Source: RefSeq, a predicted model, not a curated record
UCCUUGCAUUGUGACAGUAAUUCAUUGUAGCAGUCAUUUUACAGGAUCAGGUCGGAUUUGUUACAUUCUUUUUAAACUGAAAACUAAAUUAUAGACGAAGUUGAAUUUUAUUUGGACUACUGUUUCUAUAACAUGAGUGCGAAGAAAUACUUGAAAACGGUCCCUCCUCAGCCUCCGGCACAACCGGUGGCCAAAACCGAGAAAGAGGAGCAACUCUGGAAAGCUCUCAAGCGACACAUAAUGAGGGAACGGGAACGUAAAAAACAGGAAAUGGAGGCCGAGGUGGAAGAGGAACGCCUACGAAAGGAACGGGAAGCUCGGGAAAAACAAGAUGUGAUGACAUUGGGCGAAACGAAAGAGCAAAUCCAAAAGUUGGAAAAAACACUCCAAGAGUUGAGAAACGAAAAACAGCAAUUGUUUUUACAGCUCAAAAAGGUACUGAAUGAGGACGACAAUCGGAAGCGUCAGAUGAAGGUAGAAAUGUUUCCCAUCCAUAAUAUUCCUCAGCAGCAAAUAUUUUUGCCACAGCGCACCACGACUAUUGCACCGCAUCAACAGCAUUUGAUUCAUAAAAGUAAUCAACCAAUAAAUGUAUCCAAACGCACGCAUAGUCCAUCACCCCAAGGAUAUUAUAAGCAGCCUAGUACAAGUCAAACGUAUCCGCCUCCUCAGCAGAAAAUCGAGGAAGGCAGGCGAGGCCCGGGUGAAGUGGCCCGUGCCGUUCUGUGGAACAAGUCUCAGUAUUGUCCACCCGGAACACUAUUCUAUCCAUCCAACCAACCACCACCGAAUCCGCAGGAUAACCGUCAACCACAGCCUCAGAUCAUAUAUCCACCGUACCAGGGUAACAUUGCGAUGCCUAUUCGGCAAGCAUAUCAUGUGGAUAUUACACCACAACAAGGACCUCCCCCGCAAGGGCCUCCAAAGGUAUCCGAGGUUAAACCUGGACCUGUGCCGGGAUCAACCUCCGGCAAUGUGUAUCAUAUUACACUCGAUCAACAGGGUAUUCCCCAGGGGCCGACGCAACAAAAUCCAGGACCUCCUCCACAGCUAAAAGCUAUAACGAUCGAAAAAAUACCACAAGAUAGAGGCGUUCCGUAUCAUAUUGAGUUGAAACAUGAUGACCGAAAGGAUAUUCGACAAACACAGCCCCCUCCACAACAACCUCCCCAGCCAAGCACUCAUCUGCCGGAGGGAAUUGUUUAUUCGUCGGCACUGCGUGCAGGUGCUAUUCCGAUGCAUGCGAUCGCUGCCAAUCAGCAAAUGCCGAAGGGCAGCAUUACGCAGGGCUACCCCCAGUCAAGGCCACCACCGAUCCCCAAUACGGUCCCACAGCAGCCGACACAGAUGCACUAUCAGAGACAUCGGUACUAGUGGUUGCGAGUUGAGCUGUGUGGAUAUGAUGUUACUACAUUUCCCUUAUUAUUGCAAUGAAACAGUUACUUAAUACGGAAUUUUAAUCAUUGAGUAUGUUUUGAGAUGCGCCCGUGGAUGGUCUUUGAAUAUAAAUAUAACGACGAAAUCUAGAAAUAUG